This is a messenger RNA of Closterium sp. Naga37s-1, 3513 nucleotides long. The record is from the annotation of a GenBank genome assembly. NCBI's taxonomy places the organism in Eukaryota, Viridiplantae, Streptophyta, Zygnematophyceae, Desmidiales, Closteriaceae.
AUGUCCAUGCACGGCUCGGUUCGUUUGACGUGGUGGGAAAGUCGAAGAAUUGUUGGGGGGGAAACCCUCGCGGCGGAGGCCGCGGGAGAGGCGGAAGAGGUGGAAGUGGCGGAAGAGGCGGAAGUGGCGGGCGAGGCGGACGAGGCGGGCGAGGGUUUAGCGGAUCAUUUGAAGUUUCAAGGGACUCGCAAGGUUCAGGGUAUAAGGGAGGUUGGGGAGGUUCGGGUUCGGGAGGCGGGGCUGGGCGGGGAUUGGAUGGAGGGGGGGGAAGACGAGGGGGAGGCUGGGGAGGCGGGCGCGGAAGAGGAGACGAGAGGGGGGGAAGAGGCGGAGGAAGGGGGAAUUGGGGAAGACAGCAGGGCGCAGCUGGCGGAGCGAUUGGGCGCGGCGGGAGCGCCAGCCCGGGCGAUUCGAGAAAGCGCAAGUUCGAAGGCGCAGGCGGAGGUUCCGGCGAGGGCGGAAGGGGAGGCGCGGGGGGGCGGGGGUGGGGGAGAGGAGGCGGGCGCGGGAGGGACGGGGGACGGGGCGGGGGGCGGGGCGGCGGACAGGGGCGAGGGGGAGGAAGGGGGGAGAGCGCUCCUAGCGGACCGAUGGAUAGGAAGCAGAGGAAGCCCUCUCCUACCCGCUGAACGCUCUUGCGCCUGCUCCUUUCAUCCCUCUCGCACCUCCUCCCCUCGUAUCACUCUCACGCUCCCCCUCGCCCGUCCUCUCUUGACUCUCAUUUUCUCCUCCUCUGCUCCCCCCUCCUCCCGCUCUCUCCGUCCUUCCCCCACUCACUACUCCUCCCUCCCCCUCUCCCCUUCCUUCCGCCUCUCACCCCUCCUCCCCACUUCGCCCUCCUUCCCUUCUUCCCUCCGCGCAGGAGAGUUGACGCUGCUGUGGGAGAAGAGUCGGCAGAGGAACAUCGAGAUGGAGAAGAAGCGCAAGCUGGUAACAAUGAUGACUGCGAAGAUGAAGGGGAAGAUGGUGGAGAUGGCGCGCUCACACACCGUGUCACGCGUGCUGCAGAUGUGCGUCAAGCACGGCCGCAAGGAGGAGCGGGAGGCAGUCUUCUCGGAACUACGCCCGCACUGCCGCGAGCUGGCGGUGCAUCCCUACGCCCACCACCUGGUCAACAGAAUGAUGGAUCACGCGAGCACGGAGAAGAAGCAUGACAUCGUGGGGCAGCUGAGGGGUCAUGUGGUCGAGAUGAUGCGCCACCCUGUUGCCAGUGCUGUGAUAGAGCACGCCUACCAGCUAUCAGCGCCCCCCCAGCGCUCCGCUUUAGCAUCCGAGUUCUUUGCGCCAGACUUCCGCCUCUUCCCCUCGCUCGUCCUGCCUGGCGCCGGCCGGCUCUCCGACCUGCUGGCGAACCUCCCCUCGGGCACCAGCAGGCAGUCCGUGCUGCAGCACCUGGAAACUUCCCUGCAGCCGAUUCUGGAGAAGGGGAUUGUGGACCACUCGCUGUUUCACCGGGUCCUGGCGGAUUAUCUUGGGGUGAUCUCUAAGCGGGAGGUAGCAGAGGUGAGGCAGCAGCUGAUGGGAGCGCUGCUGCUGCGCAUGGUGCACACGCGGGAUGGGGUCAGGAUCGCCAAUACCAUGGUGGCGCAAGCAACUCCCAAGGAGGUGCGGAAAGUGGUGAAGGCAUUGAAGGGGGUGGUGGCGCGGGUGGCAUGUGACGACCACGGCCACCUGCUGCUGCUGCAGCUGCUCGAAUCCGCCUCAUCAGGCCCUCUCAACCGGGUGUUUCGUGAUCAAAGAGCUGUUGAAGGACCUGUUCGAGGUCAUGCAGGAGCGCAUUGGCCACUUCAUGCCAUCAGUCUUGCUGUUCUGUUCUCCCUCGUCCUCACCUCCCUUCAGUUCGUGAUCAAGGAGCUCUUAAAGGACCUGUUUGAGGUCAUGCAGGAGCGGAUCGGUCGCAGGUUUUUGCUGCAGAUGCUGGCUCCCUCCUCCCACCGCUACCUGCCGCCCGAUGCUGUCCAGGCCAUUGUGCUGGGCGGCAGAGUGGAGGAGGAGGUGGAGAAGACGGAGGAGGAGGAUGGGGAGGAGGGGGAGGAGGAGGAAGGUGAGGAGGGAGAGGAAGGGGAGGAAGAGAAUGGGAAGGGGCAGGAAGGGAUGAUGGUGGAAGGGGAGGAUGGAGAGGAGGAGGGAGAGGAGGGGGAUGAGGAGGAAGGUGAGGGAGUUGAGAUGGGAGAGGAAGAUGAUGAGGAGGAAGGAGAGGAGGAGGAGGGAGAGGGUGAAGAGGGGGAGGAUGAGGGAUAUGAGGGAGAAGAAGGGGAGGAAGGGGAGGAAGGAGAGGAAGGAGAGGAAGGAGAGGAGGGGGAGGAAGGAGAGGAGGGAGAGGAAGGAGAGAAAACGAUGAAGCCUGGCAAGAAGAAGGGGAGGCUGGAUGGCAAGAAGAGAAAGGAGGCAGCAGCAGCAGCAGCAGCUGCUGCAGCAAUGGAUGAUAGUGAUGAUGACGAGGAGGAGGAGGAUGAAGGGGAGGAGGGGGGCGAGGGGGAGGGAGGGCAGGGGUCUCGAUCCCUUGUGAAGAGAAGGAAGCUUCUGGUGGAUUCAGGAUUGGCAGAGGAGAUGCUCAAGCUGGCAACGGAGCAUGCAGGAGCGAUGCUGACCUCUCAGUUCGCCUGCGAUGUCAUCUAUGAGUUCGCCUGCGAUGUCAUCUAUGAGGUACUGUGUGCUGUUACAGCUGCACCUGUGGCACGUGUGCUGUGUGCGUUUCAUCUCUUGCCCGAGGAGGGGACUCUUCUCUGCUCGCCCUUCACCACCCCUCGCUCCUCUCCCCCCUGCAUUCAGCCAUCGCUGCUGCUGCCGCUGCUCCCCGUCCCCUUACUAAUACUGCUCUCUCCUUCGUGUUUCUUCCCCACACAUCCCACCCCCUUCCCUCUCCAGCUUGCCCGAGGAGGGGAUUCUUCUCUGCUCGCCUUCCACCACCCCUCACUCCUCUCCGCCCUGCAUUCAGCCAUUGCCGCUGCUGCCUCUCCUCCCCGCCCUGCUGCUGCUGCGGGCCCUGCCAAGAGUGAGAAAGCUAAGAAGGGGAAAAAGGGGAAGGGGAAGAGCAAGGAGGGACAGGGCGAGGAGAAGGAGAAGGCGGAGGAGGAAGGGGAGGAGGGGGAGAAGGCAGAGGGGGAGGUGGAGGAGCAGCAGAGCCAUGUGUUGGAGGACUUUUUUGGGAGUAGAGUGCUCAGGCGGCUGGUGGCGGAUGAAGAGAGACUUGCAGCUGCAGCUGCUGCGGCUGCGGCUGCAGCAGCAGAGGGUGCGGUGGAAGGAGCAGCAGAAACGGCAAAGACAGAUGAAGAUGGAGAAGAAGGGGAAGUGGAGCCUUUCUGUGCUGUGCUGUGGCGAGAGGCACUGCAAGGGCGGUGCAGGGAGUGGGGCACGAGGCACAGUGCCAAGGUGGUGGCAGCACUGGCCCAUGCCCCGCACAAGCCAACAAAAGACGCUGCCCUGGCAGAAAUGGCAACUUUCUUUGAUGAGCCCGAGUUUGCAGCACUGAAACGGUUGGUGGAGAGUCCACCCUCCCACCACCACCACUAG